Molecule: messenger RNA, 3678 nt
Organism: Hyla sarda
Lineage: Eukaryota; Metazoa; Chordata; Amphibia; Anura; Hylidae
Product: carcinoembryonic antigen-related cell adhesion molecule 1-like
Exons: 12
Coding region: 76-2388 (770 amino acids)
Source: RefSeq, a predicted model, not a curated record
GGGUGUGUGGACCCAACAUUACAUCAGAAGGGAGUUCCUUAUCAUUAAUGAGCCUUUAUAAAGGAAAGGUCAGGUAUGAUCCAGAACAUUGGAGACGUUGAGAUGGGACAUUCCUUCACAUCGCUGUGGUGUACCGUGUUCUUCCUGAGCUUAGGUGGUGCGGCUGCUGUUACCAUCGUGAAUGGGAUUCUAGGGAGAUCUGUUUUAUUAAACGCAACUGAUGAUGGGUCAACCUAUUCUUAUAUACAAUGGGAUUUUAACGGUUAUUUAACGGCACAAUACAGUAAUACUUUCUCUUCUUGUACUGGCGAGCUUACAGGAAGAUGUCAGGUAUAUCAUAAUGGAUCCUUGAGAAUUGACAGGGUCUCCUAUAAUGAUGAAGGGAAUUAUACUCUGAAUACACCAAUUCUAGGUUCUAAAACUACAAACUACCAGCUCAGAGUAUAUGGUGGUACCUCGGUGAAUGGGUCUCUUGGGGGAUCUGUUCUAUUGAACGUAACUUACGAAGUGGCAGCAAAUUCUUUAAUACAAUGGAAUUUCAACAGUAUAUUAGUGGCACAAUACAUCAACUCUUCAUCUCACUGUACUGGCCAGCUUGCAGGAAGAUGUCGGGUAUAUCAUAAUGGAUCCUUGGGAAUUGACAACGUCUCCUAUUAUGAUGAAGGGAAUUAUACUCUGAGUACACAAAUUCUAGGUUCUUCUGCUAAAACUACAAACUACCAGCUUAGAGUAUAUGGUCCUCUGACUGCCCCUGUUCUCAGGUCCAACGUUACCAGCGAUCCUAUUAUUAGUGGCACCUACGUGACCCUAGAGUGUGAUGCCGGGAAUCAGAACGUGACUACGUAUAAUUUCUACUGGGGUCGUUAUUUUGUGUGCUCGAACUGCAGGGGAUCAUUCCUGGACUUAAGACCAAUAACUGAAUUUGAAAGUGGAUACUUCACCUGCACCAUCCAGAACCCUUUCAGCAAAAACACCAGCAACACCCUGUCUCUGAAUGUAGUCGGUCCAAUCUCUAAUGUGGUGGUGACCAGUAACAUAUCAGGACUUGUCUGGCCUGGAAUAGAUUCCAUCUCUCUCCGAUGUGCCGCUAAUGCUAGACUUAUCAGCUACUCGUGGAUUCUACAAGGGGCAACAAUAUCUACAGGAAACCGGUUCCAGCUCAGUGCCGAUAACUCCACGCUCACUAUCAGCCCGGUCACCACCAGUGACAAUGGGACUUUUAUAUGUACGGCUACAAAUGUUUUAAGCAGCCUGAACAGCAGUGAAGUAAAGCUCAACCUGGCCUCUCCAGUCUCGGCAGUGACACUGGUCAGUAACACUUUAGGAGACGUCUGGUCAGGACAGGACUCGGCAUCUCUAUUUUGCUCAGCUCAGGGUUCAGCCAUCAAAUUUUCCUGGAGACUGAAUGGAAAUCCAGUGUCUCCUAACCCUCCAUAUUACAUUACUCAGAGCAAUUCUCCUCCAAGCUCCAAUCUCAUCAUCAGCCCCGUCUCCAAGAUUGACGCUGGACUCUUCACCUGUACAGCAUCCAACCGGGAAAACAGUGAGACCAGCACUGAAAUCAGUCUCAGUAUGAACUGGUUUCCUGAUGGAAAUAUUCUCUGUACUGCAGAAUCCAUUGACCGGAAUAUACAGCUCGGCUGUUCCUGGCUAGAAGGAAAGCCGGCAGCUAAUGUGACCCUGAGAUUUAAUAAUAGAGAAUAUAAAGGCACCGAACAAGUGUUCCUAAAUGUGACUAGUUAUAUCAACUGGCAAAAUCUCAUUUGUUAUGGUAAUCAGCUGGAAAAGACCUCAGUCUGUGCGUUACCACUAGAGCCUCCAAACUCUCCGGACUCUCCGGAUAACACACUAAUUUCAUAUACAGAAGGUGAUACAGCCGUCCUAACAACAAACCUAUCAUCUGGAUACCAGUCCUCAUUUCAGGUCCUUCCUGCUCAGUUCUCCUGGUUCCGUGAUUUCGACAAUAGUCCUAUUCAGACUGGUGGUAAAUUCAGUGUGAACUCCACGGACUAUGCGUCAACUCUCAAGAUCGAUCCGGUGUAUAAGUCAGAAUCUGGAAUAUAUAAAUGUAUAGCCAGGAAUAUCAUUGGAAGGACAACCUUCCUCUUUUAUGUCGAAGUAUCAGAAAAAUAUAGUCCCGGACUGGAUGGCGGACAGACAGCUGGUAUAGUUAUAGGAGUCCUCGCUGGUGUCGUCAUAAUAUUAACCAUCGUGUUCUUCAUAUUAAAGAAAAGAAAGACCACAAGAGUUGAUGAAGAUUUUCCACCAGCUAACACUUAUGACACUAGACCCCCGGGAGCGUGGAUUGAUAGAGCACCGCCCAAGAAUGGAGAAUCAAAUUAUCAGGGAUUGGUAUACCAUAUUGUGAUGCCAGGACCUGGAAAAUAAGAUGGCGUGUUUGUCUCGGGUCUAUUAUCUGCACGUUCAACAAUUAUAUUAUGUAUUUUUAUAUAACUCUAAUUCAUGUUUAAUUGAUUAUGCAAUGUUAUAUUGUAUUGCUUCCUGGGAUAAUUCAACACAUUUGACCAAAGAAUCAAAAUUUCAAAAAUGGUCGCUGUUGUUUCAAACAAAUUGCCUCUUUUUAACCAGCUAUGCAAUUUCCAACAUGUCUGAAAAUGAAUUAAUUACUAAAAAAAAAAAGAGUCCUUACCCCAGAAAAAAAAAAGUCUAGGUCAGUAGUAACAGAGAGAUAAAGACAGAACAUAGGAAGGGAGGUAGAGCUUAACUACUGCUAUGUGCAGGAGAGAGAGCAUGGGAACCUGGGCUGUGCACCUACAAUUGUGAGUCUGUCUCCGUCCUCCAGAGGAUCCACAGUUUCCCUGAAAGAUAAAUCAAGGCUUCCUUCUCCCCUCAGCAGCAGCAGCAAAUCCAGUGCAUCAGUAACCCCUUCUACCCCCACAUGCUAUCUACUGUAGUAUCCUGUAAAUCAUCCCCUAGCACAGUGCCAGCCUGUUCAGUCCAGUGAUCUUAGCACUAAAAUCAUAACCUCUAUGGUGUGUUAACCUAGCAAAACCAUGCCGGUUUUUAAAAAUCUUUUUAAAUUACAGUGAUCCCUCAACUUACAAUGGCCUCAACAUACAAUAGUUUCAAUAUACAAUGGUCUUUUUUGGACCAUUGUAACUUGAAAUCAGACUCGACAUACAAUGUACAGACAGUCCAGAUCUGUGAAACGUGUCAAUGGCCGGAAGAACCGACCCAUCAGAAUGGGCAUUUACACCUGUACUACUGAAGUGUAUGCACUGACUGACUGUCUGGUAGUGCCUCCCUACAAUACAGGGAGGUAUUACAUGUUCUGUACUCUUUACCUGUAUUACUGAAGUGUAUGCACUGACUGGUGUAUGGUAGCGCCCCCUACAGUACAGGGAGGUAUUACAUGUUCUGUACUCUUUACCUGUAUUACUGAAGUGCUUGCACUGAUUGGUGUCUGGUAGCGCUCCCUACAGUACAGGGAGGUAUUACAUGUUCUGUACUCUUUACCUGUAUUACUGAAGUGCAUGCACUGACUGUCUGUCUGGUAGCGCCCCCUACAGUACAGGGAGGUAUUACAUGUUCUAUACUCUUUACCUGUGCCACAGUUAGCUUCUCCUUAGGACACCCGGUAAGGGCGGCUACAUUUUGCGUGUACUGUACAGGACCCUGAACAAGCUCCUCUCCUCUAUAAAGACCAGUCUUUCCCAA